Sesamum indicum (sesame) is the source of this 696-nucleotide messenger RNA. Its product is annotated as homeobox-leucine zipper protein HAT4. Gene Ontology annotation, molecular function: sequence-specific DNA binding; DNA-binding transcription factor activity, RNA polymerase II-specific. The record is from RefSeq and is a predicted model, not a curated record. NCBI's taxonomy places the organism in Eukaryota, Viridiplantae, Streptophyta, Magnoliopsida, Lamiales, Pedaliaceae. Gene Ontology annotation, biological process: regulation of DNA-templated transcription.
AUGGAUGAUGAAAAUGAUGAAGCUCGACUCGGGCUCGGGUUAGGUCUCGGGUCGAGCGAAUGUACGCCCAAAAGGGAUCAUUCGCGGAAGAAUAAACGCGUGUUUUUUCUUGAUCUUUCCAUCCCGCUUCACCCUAGUGAUGAUCAUGGAACCAGUGCUGACGACGACUCGAGCUCGAGUUUGAAAAUCAUCGGAGACGAAAAUGAAAAACAAGGAUGCAAAAAUUACGGCAGCUUCUCCUGCAAAGAUCAGGACGAUGAUUCCAUCAAUUGUUCCAAGGAUUUUAGCAGGAAAAAAUUGAGGCUCACUAGAGAUCAGAUCACCUUGCUUGAAGACAGUUUCAGACAGCACACAACCCUCAAUACGGCUCAGAAACAGACACUGGCAGAAAAAUUGAAUCUCAAACCUAGACAAGUUGAAGUUUGGUUUCAAAACAGAAGAGCAAGGACAAAACUGAAGCAAACAGAGGUAGACCGGGAGUUCUUGAAGAAAAACUGCGAAAGAUUGAGCGAAGAGAACCGGAGAUUGAAGAAAGAGUUGACGGAACUACGAUCAUUGCUGAAGAUAGAAAACCCACCAGCAGCAGCAGCAUCAUCUCCGGGGGGAGGGGGGGCGGGGGCGGCGGAGAAAAGCGGAAAGCGGCUGCGGGUGGCAGCCGGUGGUCCAAGAACCCUAAACCUAAAUGAUGGAGGAUGA